This is a messenger RNA of Scheffersomyces amazonensis, 985 nucleotides long. RefSeq names its product Mcu1p (gene MCU1). The record is from RefSeq and is a predicted model, not a curated record. The coding region runs from base 128 to 913 and encodes 261 amino acids. The transcript has a single exon. Lineage: Eukaryota; Fungi; Ascomycota; Pichiomycetes; Serinales; Debaryomycetaceae.
UUUUCCUUUCCUGCGGAGCAUCAAUUUUUUUUUAGGCUAUAAAUAAUUUUUCAGCUGUUAUAUGAACAAGCAGGCAGUUUCAAUAGACUCAAAUUCAAUAGAGUAAGUAAUAGAAAAUAGAAUUGAAAUGGUAGUGGAUAAGAAAGAUUCUGAGUUUGAUAUACUGAGAAGACCCAAUCCAAAAGGUUGGGUUCCACCAAAGGCUCCUUAUAAUCCAUAUGAUCCAACAGAUGCUAGACCUCCUGAAGGUUAUCCAUCAGAAUAUAAAGUACCAGGUGGACAACCAGAAGGAUUUUCAUCUAUACCUAAGAAUCCUACUCAAUAUAAAAAGGUAAAUGAAACUAUGAAAAGAUUAAAUUAUACUCCAAGACCAGCAUCUGAAUUAUAUCCUGGACAAUUUAAAGUAUUAAGAAAAGUUGAUACAAAUCAUAGAUUAAAUUUUGGAUCUCGUUGGUUUAGUACAUUUAUGGGAGGUAGUAUAGUUAUUUAUUUUGCAUUUUUUCAUAAAUGGAAUGAUGGUAAAGAAAAUGUUAUGUCUGAUUUUUAUCGUGCUAGAUUAAGACUUAAAGAAAGAUUUUCAACUUUAUCAGAAGAAGAAUAUGAUGAUUUAUAUCAUCCUAAACAAUCUUCAAUUGGUGUUAGAGGGGUUAGAGAUACUGAUUAUAUACCUGAAAAUCUUAGAAAAACUUCAGAAAAUGAAUUUGUAUUAAAUAGACCAUCUGAAAGACAUGUGCUUGAAGCUCAAAGAAUUCAACAAGAACAAGAAGAAAAAUUACUUCGAGAAAUGGAUAAACAUAAACAAUUUGCUAUGGAAUUAAUACGAAAUGGAGAUUAUGAUCCAAAUAUGGAUUCCCUACAAAAUCAAAAUCAAGACCAAUCUGGAAAGAGAAAGAAAUGGUUCGGAAUAUUCUAAUCAUAUUUCCGUCUAUACAUGUAUAUUAGCACUAUCCUGUAAAUAAAAGCUAUGGUGGUUAACUAACUUGAG